This is a messenger RNA of Symbiodinium pilosum, 342 nucleotides long. NCBI's taxonomy places the organism in Eukaryota, Dinophyceae, Suessiales, Symbiodiniaceae. The record is from the annotation of a GenBank genome assembly.
AUGGCAGAGGAGGAGCCUGCAGAAGCUCCAGCGGACGAUGCACCAGAGGCUGAGGGAGAAGAGGUAGCAGAAGCUGCCCCUGAGGCCGGUGAUGAGCUGCCCGCAGCUGAAGCGGAAGCUGAAGCUGAAGCCGAAGCACCAGCAGAAGGCGAGGAACCUGUAGAGCCUCCUGCCGCGGAAGAGCCAGCUGAGGCUGCAGAAGAGGCUCCCGCUGAGGAGGCGGCCGAGGCUGAUGCGCCUCCAGCUGAGGCCCCGGAGGCCAUGCCAGAGCUGGCCCGGACGAAUGAUUUUCAAGACGAGUUGGCGCUAGCAAAAAAUCAGGAAAGGUGUGCAUUGGAGUAG